AUGAUGGCCCUACGACAGCGCGCGAGCCGUGUAGGAAGGCUCUUUUCCACUCCUCGAGCGUUUGUGGAAGCGAUCCGGAUCGAUCAAGACAAUGAGAAUGACGCGAACGCUGGAUUGUUCGGAAGCUGGUCAAACAAGGACUUGGACCCAUCUCCCCCGUCGCAGCGAGUCUGGACUUGGUGGUCAUUUUUCGUGUUCCAAUUCAGCAUUGCGUUCUCGCCGACAACAUACAAUGUUGGGGCAAGUCUUUUUGCUAUUGGCUUGAGCUGGUGGACUAUUCUUAUUUCGUCCAUCAUCGUCUCGUUCAUGAUCGCAGCACUGCUCUGGUUGAAUUCUAGAGGAGCUUCCCGGUACCAUGUGGGGUUUCCAACUUUUGUUCGCGUUUCAUCUGGCAUUUAUGGCUCCCUCAUCUUCGUUUUCUUCCGAGGAGCAGUCGCCAUCGUCUAUAUGAGCAUACAGACGCUGUACGCCAGCUACUUUGUGAACGUGAUGCUGCGCUGCGCUUUUGGCAACAAGUGGACCGAUCUUCCCAACCGUACGCGAGCUAUCCAAGUUAGCCCAGUUCUGCUACAGAAAGCUAAUCUUCCAGUUUCAGAUCUUCCGCCGGACGCGGGUGUUACCUCUGCCCAAUUGGCAUCUUUCGUUAUCAUCUGGCUUCUUCAGUUCCCAUUUGCUUUCGUGCACCCGACUAGGAUGACGAUAGUCUUCACAAUCAAGUCCGUUCUUGCACCGAUCGGCAUGUUUGCGACUAUGAUUUGGGCCUUGGUGAGAUAUCAAUUCGGCCCCCGCGAAUUUCUACCCGCUGCUGACGGUUAUGUACAGGUCAGUAGUCAUGGCGCUAAUUUCCACGGACUCGGUAACGCAAAUGCCUCCGGUGCUGCUCUGGGGUGGUCAUUCAUUAUAUCCAUCAACACGAUCGUCUCAAAUGUGAUUCCUCCGUUGGUCAAUAUCCCGGAUCUGGCAAGAUACACAAAGCGUCCUAGAGACACCUUGCCUCUGGCCGUUGGGAUUGUUGUGAGUAAACCGGUUGUUGUGUUCCUUGGCAUGAUCAUUACAGCUGCUGGCUAUAAGCAGUUUGGGAAGACAUAUUGGAACAUGUGGGACUUCUAUUCCAGUGUCCUGGAUAACUACUGGGGUCCAGGGACCAGAACGGUAGUGUUUUUGGCUGCAGGCAUUCAGGCAUUUGCGACAUUCGUCACCAAUCUCACCAGUAAUUCUAUUCCUGUCGGAUGCGAUCUGGCCGGCUUAUUCCCGCGCUACUUUACGAUUGUUCGUGGCCAGAUAGCCUGCUUCCUGCUCGCCUGGGCAUGUGUCCCAUGGAAACUGACUUAUUCUGCUUCGUCGUUCCUUACGUUCCUCGGGUCCUAUCUGUGCUUUGUCUGCCCAAUCGUAUCCGUCAUGAUUGUCGACUACUGGAUCUCUCGCCGUGGCAACAUCCACGUCCCUUCCCUCUAUAACCCACAACCCGGCUCUCCGUAUUUCUAUACCCACGGUUUCAACCCACGCGCAUUUGUAGCCUGGGCUGCGGGCGUAGCGCUAGUCAUUCCCGGGGUCUCGGGCGCUCUCAAGCCUGGAUCUAUCGGAAUUGCGGCUGUGCAUAUCUACGACAUGGGAUUCUUACUCUCUACGAUUUUCUCGGCGCUGGUGUACUAUGUAUGCUGCAAGAUUUGGCCAGUGCAGGUAUAUCCUCAGGAAGUUGGGCCGCAGGACGACAGUUGGGAGGCAAUGAAGUAUACAGAGGGCUUCUUUCCGCAAGAUGAGGUCGUGCCGGAGUAUCUGCGAGAGACACUGGUUGAGGGGCAGAUUGUGAAGUCUGGGAAAGAACCGUCUGAAUCAGGAGAGCUUUACCUAGAGAAGCAAUGA
Molecule: messenger RNA, 1863 nt
Organism: Penicillium daleae
Lineage: Eukaryota; Fungi; Ascomycota; Eurotiomycetes; Eurotiales; Aspergillaceae
Product: nucleobase cation symporter-1 family protein
Exons: 8
Coding region: 1-1863 (620 amino acids)
Biological process (GO): transmembrane transport; nucleobase transport
Cellular component (GO): plasma membrane
Molecular function (GO): nucleobase transmembrane transporter activity
Source: RefSeq, a predicted model, not a curated record